Coprinopsis cinerea okayama7#130 is the source of this 1931-nucleotide messenger RNA. RefSeq names its product multidrug transporter. Bases 54 to 1931 code for a protein of 625 amino acids. The record is from RefSeq and is a predicted model, not a curated record. Gene Ontology annotation, molecular function: transmembrane transporter activity. Lineage: Eukaryota; Fungi; Basidiomycota; Agaricomycetes; Agaricales; Psathyrellaceae. The transcript has 8 exons. Gene Ontology annotation, biological process: transmembrane transport.
CCCACCUGAAUCGCCCCGGCCCAAGGAACCUUCACUCUCGCGUCCCCCUAUAUAUGUCUCAUUUGCAGACAGCGUCCCCGCCCCCUGCUGAAGAGAUACCGCAUAGUCCAGGAGUGCCCCCGACAUCUCCUCCACCAAACCGAGUUCGUCGACCAUCAUGUACCUUUGCCGAAUCCGAGCAUCCCAGAAGCGGGCUGGCCAAGCCACGACGACGUUCUCUGCGCUCCCUACCGUCACUAGAUUCUCCGUCUCUCCGUGAUGCAGACGAGAGGACGUUGGGUGAAGAGACCGACAGCGAAUCUACCUUUAUACCACUCGACGAAGUCUUGACUCGAGAGGAAGAAGCCAUUACACGAUAUGGCGGUAACGACCCCGAGGACCCACCUGCGCGAGAUCCUAUAACAAGAUCCCUCUCCAUAAGAUCUGCAGUAUCCGAGGGCAAGGAUCGAAACCAGGUCGAAUGGGACGGGCCUGACGACCCUCACAACCCACAGAACUGGUCGACGAGGCGGAAAUGGUUCAUUACCUUCCUGUGUAUCCUGGCCUCUAUCAACGUUACUUUUGCGUCAUCUGCACCGUCAUCUGCCGUGGGGGGCCUAAUCGUUCAGUUCCAAAUAGGAAGAGAGGUGGCGGAGUUGAUUACAACGAUGUUUUUGCUGGGCUACUGUAUAGGGCCGUUAUUCUGGGGGCCUGGAAGCGAACUGUUUGGUCGGAGACCGGUUUUCGUCGUCGCGAUGCUCUCGUAUACUCUCCUGAUUCUGGGCCAAUCGCUCGCGCAAAAUGUACAGACCUUGUUGGUCACAAGAUUCUUCUCCGGGUUCUUCGCCUGUGCGCCGUUGACCAAUUCAGGAGGCGUCAUGGCGGAUAUAUGGGCCGCUGAGAUUCGAGGGUUCGCUGUCAGCCUAUUCUCUGCGAGCGUGUUCCUGGGACCCGUCCUUGGCCCUAUAGUGUCCGGAUACAUCGUAGAGAGUUACCUGAGUUGGCGAUGGGUAUUCUGGGUUAUGAUGAUCUUCGCCGGAUUCUGCACGGCGAUCAUGAUUCCAUUCUUCCCGGAGACCUGCGUCCCAGUUAUCCUUCUCAAGAAAGCGAGGAGACUUCGAAAGGAGAACCCGGAGAAGAACAAGGAUUUGUAUGCUGAACACGAGCGGCAGGAUUGGUCGAUGAAAGGGAUCCUCCAUCGAACGCUAUUCAGGCCAUUCAAGAUGUUAGCCAUGGAGCCUAUCCUCGUGCUGGUGACUGUGUACCUUUCGCUGGUCUACGGCCUCCUUUAUGCCCUUUUCUCCGCCUUCCCAGUGAUCUUCAUCGGUACCCGAGGGUUCACCAUCGCACAGACGGGCCUCGUCUUCAUCGGCGUUGGUAUAGGCACAAGCAUUGGCGCCAUCGUCAACGUUAUCACCUCUCUCCAUUAUCCGGAGCUCAUAAAGAAGUGGAAAGGCUUCCCGCCACCGGAAAACCGCCUGUUCAGCGCGAUGAUAGGCUCUCCUACCCUGGUUAUUGGUGCGUUUUGGCUGGGCUGGACAGGUCAGUAUUCGAGCAUACCUUGGUAUGUUCCGGCCAUCAGUACUGUUGUCGUUGGAGCUGGGAUUAGUAUGAUCUUUAUGUCGUUCCUUACUUACCUGGUGGACACGUAUCUCAUGUAUGCUGCAUCGGCACUGGCUGCAAAUACGGUGGUGCGGUCAGCUGUGGCGGCUGGGUUUCCGCUUUUCACAACACAAAUGUUCAACAACCUCGGAAUCAACUGGGCGUGCACCUUGGUCGCUCUGAUAUCGCUCGUCUUCAUGCCCUCGCCGUUUUUGUUCUACAAAUACGGCCCUCGGAUUCGGGAAAAGAGCACCUUUGCUCCAUGUGUGGAUUUGGUUGUCGCGAAGGCUAUGAAGGAGGAGGCGCAGAAGAAGGCGGAGGGGGGAGAUCUUCAAGAGACCCUCGUUUAA